Molecule: messenger RNA, 1104 nt
Organism: Populus nigra (black poplar)
Lineage: Eukaryota; Viridiplantae; Streptophyta; Magnoliopsida; Malpighiales; Salicaceae
Product: proteasome subunit alpha type-4
Exons: 2
Coding region: 174-926 (250 amino acids)
Biological process (GO): ubiquitin-dependent protein catabolic process
Cellular component (GO): cytosol; proteasome core complex; proteasome core complex, alpha-subunit complex
Source: RefSeq, a predicted model, not a curated record
ACUGAGUCAGCUGUUUCCCCUCUUCUUGAGCAAGAAGUUAAGGCAGAGCUACAAAGGAAACCCGUAUAAAAUCAGCAAAAAAGUCGAAGCUUUCUUCAGUUCUUCAAAAUCACUCGCGUCAUAAGACACAGAACAUUCCUCUAAAUCACUCGCAGUUUACAGUGUAACGAAAAAUGUCUAGGAGAUAUGAUAGCCGCACAACAAUCUUCUCCCCUGAAGGACGCCUGUAUCAAGUUGAGUAUGCUAUGGAGGCCAUUGGAAAUGCUGGUUCUGCAAUAGGAAUAUUAUCCAAAGAUGGGGUUGUCUUGGUUGGAGAAAAGAAGGUUACAUCCAAGCUAUUGCAAACCUCAACUUCCACUGAGAAGAUGUACAAGAUUGAUGAUCAUGUUGCUUGUGCUGUGGCUGGAAUUAUGUCUGACGCCAACAUCCUCAUCAACACUGCCAGGAUCCAAGCACAACGCUACACCUUUGCAUACCAAGAGCCGAUGCCUGUAGAGCAACUAGUUCAAUCCCUUUGUGAUACUAAGCAAGGGUACACACAGUUUGGAGGUCUUCGGCCCUUUGGUGUGUCGUUUCUGUUUGCAGGAUGGGACAAAAAUUAUGGCUUCCAACUUUACAUGAGCGAUCCUAGUGGAAAUUAUUCUGGUUGGAAAGCUGGAGCAAUUGGUGCAAACAACCAGGCUGCACAAUCCAUGCUAAAGCAGGAUUACAAGGAUGAAAUCACAAGGGAGGAGGCUGUCCAACUUGCUUUGAAGGUGCUCAGCAAAACCAUGGAUAGUACAAGCCUUACUUCAGAGAAGCUCGAACUGGCUGAGGUCUUCCUUUCUCCUUCUGGGAAUGUGAAAUACCAAGUCUGCUCACCCGAUGUUCUAAGCAAGCUGUUGGUGAAGUUUGGAGUUACCCAACCUGCUGCUGAGACUUCCUGAUUCAAGCUCUUUUGUAUCUCGUUUCAGUAAAUCACUGCUUCAGAGCAAUUCAUGCUUGUAUUAUCUCUGUUCUCAGAAUGCUUCAUGCAAAUGAGACUCCAAGACCAUGUCUUGAUUAGAAUUACAGUACUAUGAGAUACUUUUGUUGGUUAACUAAAUUUACCUUUAAACUUUAUCA